AUGACCGAACUACGAGAACUAGGUCUCUUUCCAGCCUUGAACGCCGCUCGAGACAUUGAAUUACGAAAAUGUCACCACACGCCUCGAAUGUCACCUUGUGCUUGUCUAACUGGUGUUGUUGGACCUGAAAACAAGCAUCGAUAUUGUGUCGCUACCCAAGACAAAUCGUUGCGAUCUAGAUUGAGGAAUGUGCCGGGUAUACCGCUAGUGUAUUUCAACAAGGGUGUCAUGAUUCUGGAGCCUGCUUCGGCUGCUACGGAUGGACGAGCUCAGGAGAUGGAGAGGUCCAAAAUGCUAAUGCUACCUGCUGGAACAACACCCACUGCUGCAACAACACCCAAAAAGGAACCACGAGCAAUCAAUCCUCUUCAUCCACAUAGACGAAAAACGAAAGGGCCGAAUCCAUUGUCUGUGAAAAAGAAGGCAAAGAGAGCACCAGACGGUACCGUCGUCUCGAAAACGGGCCGAAAGAUUGGUAGUGGUGAAGGAUUGGUGGAAGCCGAGGAUGCCACAUCGCAAUGA
Molecule: messenger RNA, 522 nt
Organism: Synchytrium microbalum
Lineage: Eukaryota; Fungi; Chytridiomycota; Chytridiomycetes; Synchytriales; Synchytriaceae
Exons: 2
Coding region: 1-522 (173 amino acids)
Cellular component (GO): small-subunit processome; nucleolus
Molecular function (GO): small ribosomal subunit rRNA binding
Source: RefSeq, a predicted model, not a curated record